CGAGGGAAUAAGGAAGUGGAGGGGAGCAGACGAGCGAGAAAGACAAGAAGAGGAAGAGCGAUCUAGUGGGCAGCAGCACAACAGAGAUACAGAGAGACAUAGCAAGCGUUAGAGACAGAUAGGAACGUAGACGUACCUGCUCGGAGCACGAAAGGUACAGGUUGGGAGCUUUGCAGAGGACGGAAAUACACUCUGCGAUUGCUGAGGAAUAGCGGUUAUCUGAUACCCACGAAUUAGUCCAACUACAUUGAACAUGAAGAAAUCUUUCCUUCUCACAAUGGCCCUUGCACCUUGGAUUGGAUGUGUUGCCUUCUCGCCGCAGCUACCAUCCUUAGCCCGUCGAAGGACGAUGCAGGGAGCAGGACGGGGGAGGGACCAUUUGAACUUGGUGUCGCAAGUCGCAACAAAGGGGAAAGUCACAAAGAAUGCCUACAACAUCUGGCAACAUUCCUUCGGCUUUGAUAGGGAGGAGCUCAAGGAUGUCGUUCGGCCGAACCCGGUCCAGCAAGGGAUCGACAGUGUGCUGCGGGGAAUGAAUGCCGGGCAUGGAGUUCGUUUCCGCGUACACAGGGCCAUCGGCCAUGAAAUCCGCAGAAGGGCGCACAUUGGGCAUGCGUCAUUGUUCUCUCCCCCUGUCUUGCAGUCUGUGGUCAACCAGAUCCACGAGGCAGCGCUCAAGGCGUUGAGCUCGCCGUCGGAGAAGAGCGACCUUGAAUUCUCCUACGCGGAGAUUGCUCUGGUCAGGGAUGAGGUCGAGAACUGUUGCUGCGAGGGCCAGAAGACCAUGGCGCAGCUUGCCCAGCUCCUGGCUCACCGGCUGAGCCUUGGCAAGUACGAAUGCAGGAGUACCGUGACAGCAUCUGCGGGCCACGGGCUUCAGUUCAAGCUGACCGAGACUGUGCCGACGCCUGUGGUGAUCGACGAGCAUGACGGGCUUGCUCUUGCUCAGCGCCAGAUCGACGGUCUAGCGGUGCAGUCGAAAGGAGCAUGGAAGUCAGUGGAGCUAGUGGAUCACUCAGUGGAGUUCGAUGCCACGGAGAGCAACACAGCGGGUCUGCAUCGGGUCAUGAUGCAUGCGAAGCCGAGCAAGGACUUGUGGCGACUCGUGGCCGACAGCCUGUUCGAAAUCGACGACCCUGACGCCGAGCCGCUGGUGGAGGAUCACAACAUGUACCACAUCAAGCUUCUGGUCGAGACCCCCGAGCUUGUCGAGCAGCUGCAUCGCUCCCUCCGCACGAUUAUCUUCCAGGACUCGGAGCUCCGCGACCUGUCGCUUCCUGUCGCAGACUCCACGAGGCAGCUGGAGCUGAUCUCUCAGGUGGACUCGCAUCACAUCUCUGCUGUGAUGUGGAAGGAGACGGGAAUCGCGAUCCAGGUGCAGAGCCUGGACGAGUUCUACAGGGAGACGGAGCUGACGACCAUGGCGAACCGGGCGAAGAGGAGGGCGAAGCGGGAGGAGGCGUACCGCAGGCUGGAGAAGAAGACUCCCAUCUACCGCUUCUCUCGCAGCAUCUUGCAGUGGAUGCUUGCUUCGAGGACGUUGUCAUCUCCGCCAUCGUGCGAUUCCAUCUCAGUGAGUCUGCACCCUUGAAAGCAGCAGACUUGUACACUACUUGCUAGAUUAGAGUUACUUGAAUCAAUGAAACAUGAUCAAAUCUC
Molecule: messenger RNA, 1659 nt
Organism: Guillardia theta CCMP2712
Lineage: Eukaryota; Cryptophyceae; Pyrenomonadales; Geminigeraceae
Exons: 1
Coding region: 254-1591 (445 amino acids)
Source: RefSeq, a predicted model, not a curated record